Melopsittacus undulatus (budgerigar) is the source of this 1458-nucleotide messenger RNA. RefSeq names its product ribosomal protein S27 like (gene RPS27L). The coding region runs from base 117 to 371 and encodes 84 amino acids. Gene Ontology annotation, biological process: ribosomal small subunit assembly; translation. The transcript has 4 exons. The record is from RefSeq and is a predicted model, not a curated record. Gene Ontology annotation, cellular component: ribosome; cytosolic small ribosomal subunit. Lineage: Eukaryota; Metazoa; Chordata; Aves; Psittaciformes; Psittaculidae. Gene Ontology annotation, molecular function: RNA binding; structural constituent of ribosome.
UCCUCCCGCUCCUCCUCCUGCGGGAGCCCCGGGCGGCUCCGUCCACCGGAAGCAGCGGCGGCUGCGGUAGGAGCAGCCCUGGUCCGGGUCCGGGUCGGGCGCAGCCGCAGGACGAGAUGCCCCUGGCCAAGGACCUGGUACACCCCUCCGCGGAGGAUGAGAGGAGAAAGCACAAGAAAAAACGGCUUGUGCAGAGCCCCAACUCCUACUUCAUGGAUGUAAAAUGCCCAGGAUGCUACAAGAUCACCACUGUAUUCAGCCAUGCUCAGACAGUUGUUCUGUGUGUAGGGUGCUCAACUGUCCUGUGUCAGCCUACUGGGGGUAAAGCCAGACUCACAGAAGGCUGUUCAUUUAGAAGAAAGCAACACUGAACACUUGAGCAUGUGGUUUUGGAUCUGUGCUCCUGAAAGCCUUAUCAGUUUAAAAAAGCCUGUUCAUACAAUGUAAUUACAAUUGAUUUUGUAAAGAUUACAUGCUACUUGUGACUAAUGAGCUGGAAUCUCUCUUUCAAUAAAUAAUUUGAAGUGCAAUUUUUUCCUGCAGGUUUGCAGACAACUAAGCUCUAUUUUUAUAGUUUUAUUUUUAAACAAUGUAUUGUUAAUUGAGAGGUGUCAUUUAAUAUGAAAACCUUGGGUUUGCUGCUUCCUUCCCCUAUUUUAUCAACUACAGCAGUGUGAUGCAUAUGGUGACAGAAAACUGCUGUAAGAGUGCAUUUUGUAUACUUCACUACUACAAGGGUUGCAAAGGCUAGAUAGAUUUAAAAUGGCUCGCUUGCUUUCAGCAUUGCUUUAGUCUCUCUAUCACCACAUAAGUAAUGUGGUGAUAAAUGAAAAUACAAAGUUACUCACUUAUGUUCAGCUGCUUUUCUGUUCUGUUUGGGAUUUUUUUCCCCUUCCCUCUAAUCUGGUCUUGAAACUGCACUUGGUAUUCUGUGCAGAGAUUUCUAUGCAAGAGGAAAAAAAGGAGUCUUUUGCAAAAUACAGAAAGCAUUUAGUAUAGAGAAGGCAUAUGGUAUAUAAGCAACAAUGAUGACUUAUUGUCAAUAUCGCUGACGCCAAGUAUGUUAACAGCUGUGAAUGGUAUAGUCAUUAAAAAAACCCAAACUAGUACAGCAAACACAUGUACACUUUUAGUAUUAAAUACUGACAUUAAAUGAUUACCUUUUUGCAGCAAGGAAAUGAGGAUUUACUUUUUAAAAGCCAUUACUUUCCAAAAGGCUGAUAAAAAGAACAUUUUUUAAAAAAACAUGAGAAAACAUUCAAACUAAGUUUUACAUGUAUCUUACUUUACUAGAUAAUGGCUCAAGUUAUGUAUCAACAUCUCUUUCAAAGUAUCUAGUGUCUUGUGAGCUAGUUAUUGUUGGGAAUUUCUAUUUAGCCUGUAUUCUUUUUAUGACUUAUAAAAAAUUUAUGUUUCUAGUAAGUAAAAAAUAAAUAAACCCUAAACCUGGUAUUACAA